Penicillium paradoxum is the source of this 408-nucleotide messenger RNA. RefSeq names its product Conidiation-specific protein Con-10. The record is from RefSeq and is a predicted model, not a curated record. NCBI's taxonomy places the organism in Eukaryota, Fungi, Ascomycota, Eurotiomycetes, Eurotiales, Aspergillaceae. Bases 1 to 408 code for a protein of 135 amino acids. The transcript is spliced from 2 exons.
AUGGCGUUGAUCAGAGGGACUCAGAUCAUGUCGCGUCCACUUGUCAGACUGCUGCCCUCAGUGCGAUCCGUAAAUGUUGGGCUGUGGCAUCGCUGUAGUGUUGCCACAGCACCACCUCACCGGCUCAAUCACCCUAACCCGGGGAAUUUUGCGAAUCGUUCACACGAAGAGCUUUCAGCCAUAGGCCACAAGGGAGGCAAAAAGGGGGGAAAGGCCACAGGUAGUGGGGCCCGUGGUAGGGAUACAGAGAAACAGCAAUCGAUGGCUGCGAAAGGUGGUCGCGCUCGUGGUCGGGGUAAGCCAGCACCGCUGCACGAGGAGACUGAACUAGAGGCCGAACAGCGCGGCCGAUCUCAUGAGCCUUCGGUGGUUGCCCCGGGAUUUGAAGAGUGGAAGACAUGCGCUUGA